UCGCCAAUGGCACAUUGAAUCUGUUUUUAAUUUAAGGGUCAGAAAAUAGUAAAUAUUUCGGUACUUUUACGAAAAGAGACAAAAAUCACAAUUGCUUAGCUUAAUAUGGACAAACACUAACUAUGACUUCUCAGUAUAAAAAGUUUACCAAAUUAAUAGCUAAAUGGCCGGUGGACAGUUCUAAAGGUGAUAGGGAUCUUGGCAAGUUCAUACGAGAAAAAGUGAAAGUUGCUUUUGAAUCGUCAAACAAACAAAACUUAGACUCUGAACUGUGUACCCGUCAAUACAACGCUCUAAACAAAAUAGCAGACAACCAUUAUAGGGAUAAAUAUAAAAGAACCAACCAAAGCACUGCGACCGGCUUGAGCACUGAAGAGUGUAACCUCAUAUUAUCUAAUGAAGUAUUAACAUAUCUGAAGGAGGAAAACAAGGCACGCAAGCUUCAUAAUAAAACCUACAAAGAUCACACACCUGUUAUGUUAAAUGAAGUAAUUAAACACUUAAAACCGAAUGACAAUGAACUAUACAUUGACAUGACUUUUGGAGCGGGUGGACACUCUAGAAAGAUCCUCGAAUCAGCUAAUUGUCAAUUAAUAACAUUAGAUAGAGAUCCCAUAGCUUAUGAAAAAGCAAAAAAACUAUCAGAAGAAUAUCCAAAUAGAGUAAUCCCACUGUUAGGAAAAUUUAGUGAGCUUCCUACACUUUUGAAGAGUGUUAAUAUUAAACAGUCUUCAAUAGAUGGCAUAUUAUUUGACUUUGGUUGCUCCUCUAUGCAACUAGAUAAUGGUGAAAGAGGUUUUGCUGUUAGCAAAAACGGUUACCUUGAUAUGAGAAUGGAUGCUGGAAGAGAUCCUAAUCAAAUUACUGCUCGGGAAGUUUUAGCAACUGCUAACGAACAUGAGCUAUACAAAAUUUUCAAAGUAUAUGGUGAGGAGAAAAGAGCAGCAAAAAUAGCUCAAACAAUAAUACACGCUAGGUAUAUGAUAAAAAAUAUAGAUACAACACAUGAAUUGGUCGAUAUUGUAGAUUCUUGCUGCCCAGAUGAAUUCAGAUUAGAUAAACUACAAAGACCACAAUCAAAUGCAACUAAAAUAUUUCAAGCAUUACGCAUAUUUGUUAAUAAUGAACUCAAUGAACUUAACUAUGGUAUGGUACUAGCUAAAUAUUAUCUAAAAAUAAAUGGAAGGUUGGUUACAGUAUGCUUUCAUUCUCUUGAAGAUACAAUAGUUAAACGACAUAUUGCUGGGAAUAUAGUAAAUGAAACGGCUAAUCCUGUCCCAUUGAGAUAUCUCAGUCCUAUGUUAGUACAAGACCAGGAAACAAUAAAUCAAUUCUUAGAUUCGCCAUGGAAAGCAAUAAACAAACAUGUUGAAGUGCCAUCUGAUGAAGAAGUUGAAAGAAACCCGAGGAGUAGGAGUGCUCGGUUGAGGGCUGCACUUAAAAUAAAAUAAAAAACCAUGCUUUUAAAUUUAGAAGCAUGUAUUCAUUGAUGCAAUAAUACAUAGGACGAGAUUUUUAAAUGUAUAAAGGUUACUUUAGUUGGACAAUUUCAACUCAAUAUAACAUGUAGAUAAUUUUAGAUUGUAAUGUAGAAAAAUAAAUAAUAUUUAUAGUUU
Molecule: messenger RNA, 1616 nt
Organism: Nymphalis io (European peacock)
Lineage: Eukaryota; Metazoa; Arthropoda; Insecta; Lepidoptera; Nymphalidae
Product: probable methyltransferase-like protein 15 homolog
Exons: 3
Coding region: 123-1451 (442 amino acids)
Biological process (GO): rRNA base methylation; mitochondrial respiratory chain complex III assembly
Molecular function (GO): rRNA (cytosine-N4-)-methyltransferase activity
Source: RefSeq, a predicted model, not a curated record